AUAGUAUUAUUAAGAUGAUGAGAGUGGCAGUGGUGGGUGGUGGAAUAAGUGGAUUGGUUUCAGCGUAUGCAUUGGCCAAAGAGGGAGUGAAUGUGACUCUUUAUGAGAAAGAAGAUUAUUUGGGAGGCCAUGCCAAAACUGUGAAUGUUGAUGGUAUUGAUUUGGACCUUGGUUUCAUGGUUUUCAACCGGGUAACUUAUCCUAACAUGAUGGAGUUCUUUGAGAGCCUUGGAGUUGACAUGGAAUUAUCUGAUAUGUCAUUCGCCAUUAGCCUUGAUAAUGGCCACACCUGUGAAUGGAGUAGCAGAAACGGUUUGUUUGGCUUGUUUGCACAAAAGAAAAAUGUGAUCAACCUUUAUUUUUGGCAAAUGCUAAGAGAAAUUAUCAACUUUAAAGAUGAUGUUACAAGGUAUCUUGAUAUGCUUGAUAACAACAAUUUGAAUAUGGACCGCAAUGAAACCUUGGACCAAUUCAUAAAGUCAAGGGGUUACUCUAAAUUAUUUGUGAAAGCAUAUCUUGUUCCAAUUUGUGGUUCUAUAUGGCCUUGCUCUUCUGAAGGAGUUAUGAGCUUCUCUGCUUUUUCUGUUUUCUCUUUUUUCAGAAAUCACCAUCAUCUUCAGCUCUUUGGAAGGCCACAAUGGCUAACUGUUAAAAGGCGCUCGCACACUUAUGUUAAGAAGGUCAAAGAAGAACUUGUUAGAAGAGGUGGUAAAGUAAUAGUUAAUUGUGAGGUGGAACUGGUUUUAACAUCGAAAAAAGGAUGUGUUGUGCAUUGUAAAGAUGGUUCCAAAGAAAUGUAUGAUUGCUGCAUAGUCGCGACACAUGCACCUGACACUUUGAGAUUAUUAGGAGAGGAAGCAACAUAUGAUGAACGAAGAAUUCUUGGUGCUUUCCAAUAUGCAUAUAGUGAUAUUUUUCUUCACCAUGACAAAAAUUUAAUGCCUCUUAACCCAUCUGCAUGGAGUGCAUGGAAUUUUCUUGGAUGUAACAACAACAAAGUUUGUGUGACAUACUGGCUCAACAUUCUUCAAAAUCUUGGUGAAACAAGAUUACCUUUUCUUCUAACUCUAAAUCCAAACCAUACACCGAAAAAUACUCUUCUUAAGUGGUCAACUGGACAUCCAAUUCCAUCAGUUACUGCAUUCAAAGCUUCACAAGAGUUUGAAAAAAUUCAAGGAAAAAGAGGAAUUUGGUUUUGUGGUGCCUACCAAGGUUGUGGAUAUCAUGAAGAUGGAUUAAAGGCUGGCAUGAUUGCUGCAUAUAACAUUCUUGGAAGAUGUUGUUCCCUCCGAACGAACCCCAAACUCAUGGUACCUUCUUGGAAGGAACUUAGUGCACGCCUAUUUGUGACGAGAUUCUUAAGUUCCUAUAUUACCACUGGUAGUUUAACUUUAUUGGAGGAGGGGGGAACAAUGUUUUCCUUUGAAGGAAUUAAUAAAACGUGCUCUUUGAAGUGUGUUAUGAGAAUUCACAGUCCCCAAUUUUAUUGGAAGGUUAUGACACAAGCUGAUUUAGGCCUUGCAGAUGCGUAUAUUAAUGGAGACUUUUCCCUUGUUGAUAAAGAUGAAGGUCUUUUGAAUCUUUUUCUGGUUUUCAUAGCGAACAGAGAUUCAAAUGAUUCAAGCUCAAAAUUGAAGAAGAAUAGGGGUUGGUGGACACCAUUUUUCUUUACAGCGGGUUUAGCAUCUGCAAAUUUCUUCAUUAAGCAUUACUUUAGGAAAAAUACUAUCACACAAUCUCGUCGCAACAUCUCUAAUCACUAUGACUUGAGCAAUGAACUCUUUGCGCUAUUCAUGGAUGAAACAAUGACAUAUACAUGUGCAGUGUUCAAGAAUGAAAAGGAAGAUUUAAAAGAUGCACAACUGAGAAAAAUGUCUCUUCUCAUUGAAAAAGCUAGAAUAGACCAAACACAUGAAAUUCUUGAUAUUGGAUGUGGAUGGGGAAAUUUAGUGAUUGAAAUUGUCAAGAAAACCGGUUGCAAGUGCACUGGCAUCACUUUGUCGAAGGAGCAACUAAAAUUUGCAGAAAAAAGAGUUCGAGAUGCUGGACUUCAGGAUCAUAUCAAAAUUCUUCUAUGUGACUAUCGCCAACUACCGAAGACAUUCAAAUAUGAUAGGAUUAUAUCUGUUGGAAUGAUAGAAGCAGUUGGUCAUGAAUACAUGGAAGAGUUCUUCAGUUGUUGCGAAUCACUAUUGGCAGAUGAUGGGCUUCUAAUUCUUGAGUUUAUAUCAAUUCCGGACCAACGUUACGAUGAGUGUAGACGCAGCUCCGAUUUCUUGAAGGAAUAUAUUUUUCUAGGAGGAUGCCUUCCUUCUCUAAGUAGGAUAACAUCAGCCAUGGCUGCUGCAUCAAGAUUAUGUGUAGAGCACAGUGAAAAUUUUGGAAUUCAUUACUACCAAACAUUAAGGUGGUGGAAAAAGAACUUCCUUAAAAAUCAAAGUGAAGUUUUGGCUCUUGGAUUCGAUGAAAAGUUCAUCAGAACAUGGGAAUACUAUUUUGAUUUUACUAGUGCAGGUUUCAAAUCACGAACACUUGGGAAUUACCAGAUAGUUUUUUCAAGGCCUGGCAACAUGACUACACUCAAGGAUCCAUACAAAAGCUGGCCCUCAGUAUGUUGAGAAUAAGAAGCCAUGACGCAUAAUAAUAGCAUACUAUAUUACAAAUUUCUUUAUUGACAAAUGGCAAAAGGGUAAAUCGAUGAUGAUGUUGUACUUUUUUGUUGCUCCUUGUUUUGUAAUACAUAUUACCAUGCAUAAGGAUGUGAUUAUUUUAUUUAGUACUUUCUUUUAGUUUUGUAUCAUAUAUUUUGUGUGACGAAUAAAAUGUGAAAGAAAAUAUAUUAUUGUUAGAUAAUGACACGAUAUCAUCACCAUAUACUCCUUGGUAAAUUAUUAGUGCUUAGUCGUAUAU
Arachis stenosperma is the source of this 2910-nucleotide messenger RNA. RefSeq lists its product as uncharacterized. Lineage: Eukaryota; Viridiplantae; Streptophyta; Magnoliopsida; Fabales; Fabaceae. The transcript has 24 exons. The coding region runs from base 15 to 2618 and encodes 867 amino acids. The record is from RefSeq and is a predicted model, not a curated record. Gene Ontology annotation, molecular function: oxidoreductase activity; methyltransferase activity.